This is a messenger RNA of Uranotaenia lowii, 652 nucleotides long. RefSeq lists its product as uncharacterized. Bases 81 to 473 code for a protein of 130 amino acids. Lineage: Eukaryota; Metazoa; Arthropoda; Insecta; Diptera; Culicidae. The transcript has a single exon. The record is from RefSeq and is a predicted model, not a curated record.
AGAAGUCAAUUGAUAAAGUUAUCAGUUACGGUAACUUUUGUUUUCUAAGAUUUGGUUCAAAUAGUGUAAGAAAUAAAAAAAUGGCUCGACUUACGCUAUCAAUUUUGGCAUCGUUGAUAAUCUACUUCGCAUACCAUGCGUUGGCUAGUGAAGCAUUGGCUACAGUCGGUUCUAAAACGUCCAUCAAUGGCGAGGUGGAUAAUCCUCUGGGUGACGAAGGACUCAGUAAACUUCAGACCGCUUGGCUAAGGAGUGUCUACAAUCGAAGGCCAGCAGCAUCUCCCUAUGCAAUGCUAAGAAAAGGUGGUUCCUCUCGAAAUCCCACCGGUUAUCUUGCAGAUGUGAAUCUAUUCGACGGCGAUGACAUCGAAAAACGCUUCGACGACUACGGCCAUAUGCGAUUUGGCAAACGUGGCGGCGAAGGCGAUCAGUUUGACGAUUACGGCCACAUGCGAUUCGGAAGACGACGGUAAAUUUGAUUCGAUCCGAUUCGAUGGCAGCGAUGGCAGGGACCCGGGAGACAAAAACAAAACGUGACAUCCUCUCAACAACAUAUUUGUGGCGGCUGGUGACUUCUCUUCGUUUAGUUGGUAAAACGCAAUGACAAAAAACAAACCGAUGUGAAUAAAUCUAUCGAAAUGUGCUGAACCAA